Molecule: messenger RNA, 3886 nt
Organism: Closterium sp. NIES-67
Lineage: Eukaryota; Viridiplantae; Streptophyta; Zygnematophyceae; Desmidiales; Closteriaceae
Source: the annotation of a GenBank genome assembly
UUUCCAGCUCACCGUGCAGAGGAGAAUCCAUCGCGUAGAAGUGCUGGCUGCUCCCCCUACCCUAGUCGUCCUCGACACUCGGUUAUUUCUCUCUCCGUUUGCUAGGAGAAAGCUUGGUUCCGCUUAGGGAACUGUCUCCUACGUAUUUCUCGCCCGUCACGCUUUUGCCUGCAGGCGUAGCACUGCUGCCAUAUUCAGUUCAACAGAGGUACCCGAGUCAUUACUCGAGUUUUUUAGAAUUCUCAAACCUCUUCACUUAGGUCUUGACAGCAAUCGCUUAGGCCGCAUCGUCUGCCGAUUCCUCUCCUCCCCUACAGCUUAGGCCGAAUCGUCUCCAGUUUCCGCGUGCGUUUUCUAGAAAAGAACAGGAAUGGCGCGCGGUGACGAUUACGACGACGAGGUGGAGGAGGGCGACGAGGAGUACGAGGAGGAGGAGGAGGAGGAGGAGGACGAGGAGUACGAGGAGCGCGCGGGGAAGAAGCGGGGGCGCGGAUCGCAGUUCAUCGACGACGCGGCGGAGGAGGACGAGGACGAGGACGAGGAGGACGAGGCCCCGCGCAAGAAAAAGGGGUCGACCACCGGCCGUUCGAUGUUCAUUGAGGAGGAAGCGGCGGUGGCGAGCGAUGACGAGGAGGAGGAAGAGGAAGAGGAAGAUGGUUUCAUUGACCGGGACGCGGACCUAGGCGAGGAGUUAGGCAACGAGCGGCCGUCGGCGCACCACCGCACGCUGCUGCGGCGCAACGAGGAGGAGGAGGAGGUGAACGAGGAGGACUACCAGCGGUUCCUGGAGGAGCGGUACGCGCGCAACGAGGUGCCCGACCUGGGCGAGGGCGAGGCCACCGAGGUCGAGCAGCAGGCGCUGCUGCCCUCCGUCCGGGAUCCGAAACUGUGGAUGGUCAAAUGCCAGCUGGGCCACGAGCGCGAGGCGGUGGUGUCGCUGAUGCAGAAGUGCGUGAAUCUGGAGGGGCAGGGCGGGGCGCUGCAGAUCAAGUCAGCCAUAGCGCUGGACAACCUCAAGGGGUGCGUGUACGUGGAGGCGCACAAGGAGGCGUACGUCAAGGAGGCGUGUGCGGGGCUGCGCCUGCUGUACUCGUGGAAGCCGGCGCUGGUACCUAUCAAGGAGAUGGCGGGGGUGUUGACGGUGGAGCAGAAGUCGGUGGACCUGGAGGAGAACAGCUGGGUGCGCGUCAAGAUCGGGCUCUACAAGGGCGACCUUGCGCUGGUGACUGACGUGGACACAGUGAAGCAGAGGGCCACCAUCAAGCUCAUUCCCCGCAUCGACCUCCAGGCGCUCGCCCAGCGCCAGGACAACAAGCCCGUGGUGAAGCGCAAAGCCAGACCGCCCCCACGGUUCUUCAGUGUGGAUGAGGCCAAGAACUACGGUCUACGCCCCAUGGUGACGCGGCACCGCACGACGGGCGAGCACAUCCAGUCCAUCGAGGGAAUGCAGUUCGUGGACGGGUACCUGCUCAAAGUGGUCUCCAUCAAGUCCCUCGACACCCGCGGCGUCGUCCCCACCCUCGACGAGCUCCAGCGCUUCCAGCGCGCCCAAGGGGACGGGGAGCGAGGCGGGGAGUACGGGGGAGGAGGGGCGCUGGGGAGCGGGGUGGGGCCGCUGGGGUUGUCGGCUGAGCAGGCGAAUAGACAGAGGGGGCGGCUGGUGAAGGGGGAUAUAGUGGAGGUGGUUGAGGGCGAUUUGAAGGGGCUGAAGGGACGGGUGGAGAAGGUGGACGAGGACGAGGUUAUCAUUCGGCCGCACCAUGAGGAGCUGAAGGAUCUGCUGCCAGUGAAAGAGUCGCAGCUGCGCAAGUUCUUUCAAACCGGCGACCACGUGAAGGUGGUGGCGGGGCAGAACGACGGAGUGACGGGCAUGAUAGUCAAGGUGGAGGGGCACAUCGCCAUCGUGCUGUCAGACACGUCCAGGGAACAUGUGCGGGUGUUCACUCGAGACCUCAUGUCCAGCUCUGAGGUGACUGCUGGUCCCUCGCAGAUCGGUGACUACGAGCUGCACGACUUGGUGCUGCUCGACCAAACCACCGCAGGAGUGAUCGUGAAAGUAGAGAAAACGGGCUGUGUGGUCCUCAAAGCCACGCCAGAGCGCAGCGAGACAGUGGCCGUGAAACUGAGGGAGAUCCGGCGCAAGAUGAGCAACCGUAACGUGUCGGCGCACGACAGCGAGGGCCUGCCCAUAGCCCCCAAGGACCCGAUCCGCGUGGUGGAGGGGGCGUACCGCGACAAGAGGGGCACCGUGGAGCACAUUUAUCGGGGGGUGCUGUUUGUGUACGACCGCAACCACGUGGAGAAUGGAGGUUUCUUUUGUGUGCGGGCGCGCUCCGUGCGGUGUCUAACUGCGAAGGCAACUAACACUGGGCGCAAUCCCGCAGCAGCAGGUGGUGGUGGAGGAGGAGGCAUGGCACCGUUUGACCGUCGGUUUGGUGGCGUGAUGCAGUCGCCAUCCCGCUUCCUGCAGUCACCCAGGAACUUCCCUGGCAGUCCCAGCCGGCAAGGGGGCAGAGGAGGAGCCCCCCCUCCAGGCGCAUAUGGGGGAGGGCGGAUGGGGAACAGGCGGGAGAACGGCAUGGUUGGGCGCAUUGUGAAGAUACGGGCAGGGCCUUAUAAGGGGUACAGAGGACGAGUGCUGGAUGCCACUGAUACCACGGCGCGAAUUGAGCUGGAAUCGCAGAUGAAAGUGGUCACAGUGCGGAGGGAUCAGUUGCCGGAUGGAGCGCCAGCAGCAGGACAGCUACAAUCACCUGCGCCCUACAGGGAGUCGCCUCGCUUCAGGGGAUCGCUGGGCAGCGAAACGCCCGUGCAUCCCUCGCGCACGCCCAUGCACCCCGGCUUCGGUGGCAGGGGAUUCGACCCCUCAGCCACGCCGGUACACGAGGGCAUGCGCACGCCCAUGAGAGACAGAGCCUGGAACCCCCAUGUUCCCACCACUCCGCUCAGGCCCGACUCGUACGACGAGGCGAAUCCGUCUACAUGGGGGUCGUCGGGCAGCGAUGCUCCCUUCCUGCCCUACACGCCGGCCUUCUCCCCGGCUGACAUCGCCCCAUCGCCGCCUCUCCCAGUGCAUGAUCCGGGCACUCCUGGUGAUCUGCGCUCAGCCUUUGACAUUCCCACACCGGGCAGCCAAGCGGGGCCCAACUACAACCCCUCCACGCCUUACGGCGAGGCCCCGAGUCCGUACGCUGCGCAGACACCCACUGGGCAGCCGCUCACCCCCUCUGCAGCCUACAUCCCCGCCACCCCCGCUGACUCCUCCCUGCCCAUGACCCCUGCCGACCCCAACUCGCCUGCCAUCGGUAUGGGCGGGGGGUUCGGCAACGGAGGCGAGGGGGGGUCGCUGGGUCUGCCUGGAGUGCUGGUGAUGGUGCGGCGACCAGGGGGCCCUGGGAUGACAACAGUGGUCAUCAGAGAAGUGCUGCUGGAUGGCUCAUGCCGUGUCGGAGCAAGCAACGCGUCGGAGUCGGAGCUCUUUAUAGUGGGUCCCUCGGAGAUGGACAUAGUGUUACCGCGUGCCCAUGACCGGGUGAAGAUCCUGCGAGGCCCGUUACGCGGCGCCGUGGGGAAGUUGAUGGGAGUGGAUGCUGCGGAGGGGAUUGUGAAGGUGGACGGCGAGCCGGAUGUGAAGACAGUUGAAAUCGCAGGCUUAGGGAAGCUUGUGCAGUGAGAGCAAUGUGCUAAGAAAACAUUGUUACUAUCGUUGUCGAAAUGGGUAGUUUCAAUGUGAAGAUCUGUGUGUUGGGCUAGGAGGAAAGCUUGCAAUGAUGACUGAUUGCAUCACAUGAUGUUGUUUAGUGACUUGGCUCGCUGUUUUCUUCAAUAGAGUUCAGGGCUUGGAUGCCUGUACUUGAGUGUUUUCUGAGUGUUUUCUUGCCUGGUA